Messenger RNA from Fraxinus pennsylvanica, 390 nucleotides. NCBI's taxonomy places the organism in Eukaryota, Viridiplantae, Streptophyta, Magnoliopsida, Lamiales, Oleaceae. The record is from the annotation of a GenBank genome assembly.
AUGCCUCUUUCUUCUGUCUAUCCUUCAGCUGCAAAAAUGGAUUUUUUUCCUUCUUCCACGCAAGAAAUCCCAGUAAGCCCUUUCUUCUGUCUAUCUUUCAGCUGCAAAAAUCGAUUUUUUUCCCUUCUUCAACGGAGACACGACCGAGACGGAGACACUGAUCUGUGUCACCGUGAGACACAGAAACAGCCACUAUGUCUCCGUGUCGUGCUUGUGCGGCCACGAGAGUACAGAAGAGAAAAUAAUACCAUGAAGCCAGAAAAAGCAGCAUCGCGGUGGAAUUGUGUCAGUUUGAAUGCUUCAAAGGUGGGCAAGGAUUUGUCUAAAGAUGCCAAGGCAAAAAAGUUGGCUUUUCGACACUGGAUUGAAGCUCUAAGAGAUACGAUGUGA